UCUCCUUCCCCAAAUCCCUUUCCACCAUUCGCCCCCAACAGCCUCCACCAAUGGCGGCCCUCGUCGGCGGCGGUGGCUCCGCGGCCUACUGGCUGGCCGAGCACCCGGCGAUCGUGGGCUUCCGGUGGAGCCCCACGGGCCUCUGGUUCUCUACCUGGCCCUUCCUCCUCGCCUUCCUCGCCUCCUACGUCUCCCUCUCCCUCUCCCUCGACGCCCUCCUCCGCCUCCGCCGCCGCCGCCGCGAUCCCCUCCCCCUCGGCCCGCUCCCCUCCGCUCACGCCCUCCUCACCGCCGCCGUCUCCUCCCUCAUCUUCACCGGCACCCUCCUCUCCGCCGCCGCCGAGAUUCGCGACACCCGCUGGUCAUGGCGCGGCCGCUCGCCCAGCACGCCCCUCCGCUGGCUCCUCUGUUUUCCCCCGGGAACCCGCUCCUCCGGCCGCGUCUUCUUCUGGUCCUACGCCUACUACCUCUCCCGCUACCUCCACGCCGCCAGGGGCCUCUUCGCCGUGCUCCGCCGCCGCCGGGGCGCCGCCGCCAGGGUCUUCGCCCACGCCGCUUCCGUCGCCAUGGCCUUCCUCUGGCUCGAGUUCUCCCAGUCCUUCCAGGUGCUCGCCAUCCUGGCCUCCACGCUGGCGCACGCCGUCGCCUUCGGCUCACGCCCCAUGGGCGCCGCCGCCGCGCCGCGCGUCGCGCUCGCCUGCCAGGUGGCCCUGCUGGGGUGCAACCUCGUGUGCCACGCCGGCGUCGUCUGGAUGCACUUCGGCGGCGCCGUCGCCGGCGGGUGCAGCGGCAUCGGCGCCUGGGUCUUCAACACCGUGCUCAACGCCGCCUUGCUCUGGGUCUUUUUGCAUUGCUACGGCAAGCGCGGCGUCUGCGACGACGACGGCGGCGGCAACAAGGAGCUUUGAUUUGAUUUGAUUUGAUUUCACGGAGGCGGCGGGCGGCGGAUUCGGCCGGAGCUGAGAGAGGUGACCCCUGACCACCCAUCCCCAAUGAAAAAAAGAAAGAAAAAGAAAACAUCUUGUAAUAUAUACUCCACAUAUAGUAUUAUAUAUGAAUUUUGUACAUAUAGGCUCAUGGAAUUGGCAUGGUCUCAUCAUCUAUCCUCCCAAUGAAUGAAAUGAGGAGGAGAUCACAAUUUUAUAUUUACAGAAAUUGCUCGAUUGAUCGAUGUGCUUAGACUGUAUCUUCUUGUGCAAUUGCCAUACAAUUCUUCUUUUGGGGAUGGCUUCUGCAGAAAAAGCUUGAUCUUUUACGGGUGCCAUCUGAGAUGGAUUCAGAAGAAGCUUGAUGGGCAUCACCAUCAUGCGAUUAGUAUUCUCUGUCAGUUACAACCAUCUUGACACAGAACCCAACUGGUGGUGUACCUAAUGAUAGAUGAUAAACAGAGACGUGCGAGCGCACAAUUCAGCUUGUUUAUGGACACCUCCUGAUGUCCUGAAUCUGCAACAGCCUUGCACCCAUGCCAUACCGUUUCUUCUUGUCUCGGCUCCGGCUAACUGUCUCUUCCGCCGUGUGCCAACUCUGAGAAGAAGAGUACUACUCGAGUAGCAUACCUUGUUGUUGUUUUUGUCUUGUUUCGACUAGUUGUGCAGUGCAGUGCCGGGUGCAGACAGAAGCAUAACAAAAAACGGCCGUGUUGUGCAGUUGUUAGCACGAAAGAAGCCAAUGAAUAGUGCAGUGUUUGUGUGUGCACUGGGAGAAGACAACGAGGCAUGGGGAAUUGGGGACAGGGAUGGAGAAGUGCAGUGCACAAAAGCCAUGGAGGGAGGAAUCUGCCUGCCUGCCUGCCUGCCUUGGUUUCUGGUUAAGCUCUCUCAAGCUCCAGUGUCCAAGGACACUCACAUGCUGCCCCUCUCUGCAUCAGAUUAUCAGAAAUUGCUUGCUGCAUGUGAUCGUGAAACACCAGAAGCCAAAGCCAAAACCAAGACCAAAACGGGAGGUGGUGUCCAUGCUCUCUGCAUCUGUUAAUUUUCUCUCUCUGCAGAGAGUAGAAGCAGGAAAGGAGUUUCCAUGGACAUUUUCCUUGUUUUCCGGUUCUGUAAAGCUUGGAUACAUCAACUUUCUAUGUUCAUUCU
Brachypodium distachyon (stiff brome) is the source of this 2078-nucleotide messenger RNA. RefSeq names its product elongation of fatty acids protein 3-like. Gene Ontology annotation, molecular function: fatty acid elongase activity. Gene Ontology annotation, cellular component: endoplasmic reticulum membrane. Lineage: Eukaryota; Viridiplantae; Streptophyta; Magnoliopsida; Poales; Poaceae. Bases 51 to 908 code for a protein of 285 amino acids. Gene Ontology annotation, biological process: fatty acid elongation, monounsaturated fatty acid; fatty acid elongation, saturated fatty acid; sphingolipid biosynthetic process. The record is from RefSeq and is a predicted model, not a curated record. The transcript has a single exon.